This is a messenger RNA of Ahaetulla prasina, 789 nucleotides long. It is a transcript of the gene CIMIP6, whose product is annotated as chromosome 1 C2orf73 homolog. The transcript has 5 exons. NCBI's taxonomy places the organism in Eukaryota, Metazoa, Chordata, Lepidosauria, Squamata, Colubridae. The record is from RefSeq and is a predicted model, not a curated record. The coding region runs from base 1 to 789 and encodes 262 amino acids.
AUGAAUCAGAUGGUAGAGACCAGAUUUAGUCGGCGGAAAAGAGCACCUCCGCAUCAGUACCCAGAUACAUUCAGAAUAUUUAACCUUCAAGUCCCAAAAAGAAAUAAUAUUCUAGACAAGGUUGAAUGUACACCAAAGAAAGAAGAAAGAUAUUUAUUGGAAUGGCGCAAUAAUCCUCAACCACAACAUGCAAAGCUACUUAGAAUGCAUACCAAGUUUAUAAAUGAGCCAGUAUUAUAUAUGGAAACAGAGGACACAAAAACAAAACAGUCUCAUUGGUGGCCGACCUUUGAGCCCACUGUACAGCGUCCUAAACCACCUUAUGACAAGCAGAGCACUCACAGGAAUGAUUUCCAGAAGCCAGACUGUAUUUUGUCUCGGCCUGUUAAACAUCCCUCUAAGUUACAGCCUUCAUAUGGAAUAGUUCCACUUGCAUCUCCUCAACUGCCGAAUCGCCUUCCGAGAAUUUUCCAAGAGCAGCUCACUUUCAAAUGUAACUAUAAUGCCAGAGAAACUCCCUGCAUCCCCUAUCAAGGAAAGAAACAGGGCACAAUUAUUUUGACAGAGAAAAAACCAGACAGGAAGAUAAUGCCUUCUAUACAGGGGCCAGACUUACCAGAGGAUCUCAAAUCAGAAAAAGGAGCCCCAGUAGAAAAUGGUGUAACCUCCGUCCACGUUGACUCAUUCGAUGCCCAGAAGACAUCACCACAUUCUGAAGCACACAUAUCAAAACCAGCCAUGAAUUUGGAAACCAAGGCAGACCCCAGAACUCCAGAAAUGGACCACUGA